Messenger RNA from Coregonus clupeaformis (lake whitefish), 12024 nucleotides. It is a transcript of the gene pcnt, whose product is annotated as pericentrin. Gene Ontology annotation, biological process: signal transduction. Gene Ontology annotation, molecular function: DNA binding; molecular adaptor activity. The transcript has 53 exons. The record is from RefSeq and is a predicted model, not a curated record. Lineage: Eukaryota; Metazoa; Chordata; Actinopteri; Salmoniformes; Salmonidae. The coding region runs from base 217 to 11574 and encodes 3785 amino acids.
GACAGGAAGAGGAGAAGAGGAGACUUGGAAAGGAGGUACAGAGAGUCAGACAGCUGUUGGGGGAGAGAGAGAGGAUGAGAGAGGAGGAGUUGGGAUUCAAGGCUUCUAAAGACAAACUGAACCAGGCAAGGGCUAGUGUGGAGGAGGAAGAGGAGGAGGAGGAGUGAGGAGGAGAGAGAGAGGGAUGAGGAGGAGAGAGAGGAGUGCCUUCUAGACAUGUCCCUCCCCAAUGAUGGCACCCCGCUGUUGGAGCGCUACCUGUCCUCGGCCUUCCCCUCAAACACACACUCAUCCUGGGCCAAUGAAAGUCUGGAGGAGUGCAGCCUUCUGGAAGAGCACAGCCUGCUGGACAACUCUGGCAACUACAGGUUUGAGCUGGACAGUGACAUCGUCAGUGGUGGUGACCAAUCCCAGCUGUCCUUUUCGCAGGAAGAACAAACUCACUUUUCCGCCCAACAAUCCACUGCACAGUGCCCCCGCCACGACCCUGAGAACGAAAACAUGCCCUCCUUCGCCUCCCAGUGGCAGAACGACCCCCUCUCUGUCUCACGUGACGCCAGCGAGACCUCUGAGAGACUCAGUGAGACGUCGGAGAGACAGGAGGUCUCAGACUUGGGCAAGGAGCUCCUCAUCCAGCAGUGUGGAGAUCUCAGGGAGGAGGUGGCUCUGAGGGAGAGGGAGAAGGAGGUGGUGAUGGAGGAGUUGAGGAGGAGCGCUGAGGAGCUGGAGGAGGCCAGGGCCAGGUGGGCCCAGGUCUCAGAGGAGCUGCAGGAGGUGCACUGGGAGCUUGAGGAGGAGCGGGAGAAGAGGAGGAAAGCCGAGGAGGAGGUCAGCCUGAAAACACACGAGGAGGACAAUCUGAAGAACAAACUCUGCACCUUACUGGAGGAGAGAGAGAAAGAGCGGGAGGAGCGAGAGAAAGAGAUGGAGAGACUCAACUCCUCUCCUCUCCUAGAGAAGGAGGGAGGUACCCUCCUCCCCAGCCAGGAGCGAGUGAUGGAACAGCUAAAAGAGGAGAAAUCUCUCCUCCUCUCUCGUCUAAAACAGCAGGAAGAGCUGCUCUCCUCUGUCCGGAUGGCGAAAGGGAGCAACAAGGAGAACGAGGGGGAGCUGAGGGAGGUGGAGGAGGAGGAGAAGAGUGUCCUCCUCUCCAGGUUGAGGCAGCAGGAGCAGCUGGUCUCCUCUCUGCAGGAGGUGAAACAGGCAGGAGACUCUGUCUCCUCUGAAGUCCACGCUCUGUUCGGACGACAGCUACAGUCACUACAGACCCAUCGGGACCAGCUCCUAGCCCUACUGGAAGAAACUAAAUCCAGGCACAAAACCACCACCGCCCUCCUCGGUCAGAAAACCCUGGAGCUCGACACCGUUCGGAAAGAGAUGGACAGAGUCCAGAAGGAGGCGGAGACAGCGAGGCAGGCGGCGGAGGAGAGGGAGAGGAGGAUGGAGCAGACUGAGAGGGAGAAGACAGAGGUAGAGUCUGAGUUGCUGUGUCUGAGACAGAACCUGUGUAACCUGGAGGAGGUCCAGGCCCAGGGAGCGAGGGAGAGGGAGGAGGGCAGAAGGAGAGAGGAGGAGAUGGACAGAACCAUGCGGAGGAUGGAGAAGGUGAUGGCGGAGGAGCUGGAGGAGUUCCAGAGACAGCUCCGAGCCAAGGAGGAAGAGGUGGAGGAGGAGAGGGAGAAGUGGGAGGAGGAGCGGCAGGAGAAGGACGAGGAGGUGCAGGGGGUGCGACGUCUGCUGGAGGAGCAGCGGAGGGAGAGGGAGCAGGAGGUGAAAGCGCUCCUGGAGCAGCAGAUGCGGUCUGUGGAGGAGGCCACAGAGAGACUGAGGAGCUCUCACAGUGAGGAAGUGCAGGAGCUGCAGGAGAAACACCAGGAGGAGGUGUCUGAGCUGAGCGGCCGUCUGGAGAGAGAGCUGCGUGAGCAGAGAGAGACGCUGGAGGAGGAGCAGAAGAGACAGAUCAGCCUUAUCAAACAGGUGAACGAGAGAGAACACCAGAGGAUGGUGUCGGAGAUGAUGUCACAGCAGAGGGAGGAGCUUAGCCGUUUGAAGGCAGAGCUAUCAGGGGAACAGAGAGAGAGCAUGGAGGCAGCCCACCAAGCAGAACUACUACAGAUGCAGAGCCAACAGUCCCUGGAGCUGGAGGCGCUGCGUCUGAGCCUGACCAACCACCAAACGACCCAGCUGGAGCUCUCCCAGGCCAACCUGCAGCGGGAGCGGGAGGCCUCUCUAAGCGAGCUCCAGGCUUCCCUCAGGGAGAAAUGGGCCCAGGAGAGGGCCGUGCUGCAGACCAGACAGCAGUUUGAGGUGGAGCGGCUGAGAGCUGAGAGUGAGGAGAGGAUCCAGCGAGAACAGCAGGAGUAUCACAGGAACAUGGAUGCUCUGAGGCAGGAGUGUGAGAGUCGUGUCUCCCAGGAGAGAGCGUCCAUGGAGGAGCGGCAGGCUGCAGAAAUAGAGGCCUUGAGGUCCCGGUGGCAGCAGGAGUCAGAGAAGGCCCAGUCAGAGCUCCAGACAUGGCUGUCAGAGGCUCGGGCGUCACUCUCCUCUACCCAGGCAGCCCUCACCCAGACUGGAGCAGAUCUGUCCGAGGCCCGGGCAAGCCUGGAGGAGCUCCAGAGGCUGGAGGGGGAGCUGAGCCAGGCCUGGACCGACAGGGACGCUGCCGCCCGUGCAGUGGAGGAUCUGGUGUCCAGCCACCAGGUGGUGCUGCAGGAGAGAGAGGAACAAACACGGCAGCUACAGCAGGAGGUGUGUCGUCUGCAUGGGGAGCAGCUGACUCUGAGACAGACUUGUGACCAGGAGGUCUCUCAGCUCUGGGCUCAGAUAGACAACAUGAGGACCAGCCGCCAGGAACUGGGAGAGUUGAAGGAGCAGCUGCUAGCUCGUUCGUCGCGGGUUGAUGACAUUGAGCGUCUGAAGGCGGAGUUUAACGAGCAGAGGCGGGAGAUCAAGGAGCAGAACGAGGUCGAGCUGGAGAACCUGAGGAGGUACUUUGAGCAGCGUCUGCGAGUAGCAGAGGAGAGCUACCGGGAGGAGAUAGCCCUGCUGCAGCUGAGACUGGUGGAGGGAGCCCUGGAGGACUCUGUACUCAAGACCCAGGAUGCUAGUUUCCUGUCUGAAGGGAGAGGGGAGGAGGAGAGGAAUGAUAUUCUGACUGAGAUCACACUGAAACUGGAGAAACACCAGGAGGCGUUUGACUCGCUGCGAAUCCAGUUGGAGGAGAGACACACUCAGGAGCUGUCUAACCUACGGUCCUCUAUGGCCCUGUCCUACAGAGAGGAGCUUCUACAGGUGCGAUCGGACCUGACUGAUCGUUACUAUGGAGACCUGCAGGAGCUGAAGACUCGCCACGCCCUCGAGAUGGAACAACUCCGCGCUAAACUGUCAGACGGCCAUGUCAGAGAGCUGACCAGGGUGCGUCUGGAGGCUGCCAGACAGGUGGAGGUGGAGGUGGAGCAUAGGAUGUGGUGUCACUCUGAGGAGCUGCAGACCAGAAUGACCAUGAUCCAGAACCUGGAGACACGACUGGCUGCCCUGACAGACACACACACCCUGAAGCUACGCUCACACACUCUGAAGCUGAAGCAGAACUUUGCUGAGGAGCUGGGUGUGAAACUAGCAGAGGAACGUAAGGAAGAGAGGGAGCGAGUGAUGGAGGAGAUGACCCUGAGGAGAGAGGAGGAGGUGCAGAGGCUCAGACAGGAGCUCCAGGAGGAGGAGGAGGCGCGGGUCUCUGCCCUGAGAGAGGAGCUGGAGAGCGGGAUGGAGGAGGAAAGGAGAGCUCUGGAGAAAGGGAUUGAGGAGGCGAGAGCGGCACUCAGGAGUCUACAAGACUCACUGAACAACGACCAGAACCCCCAGGCAGUGGCAGUGAGACGGAGGCUAGAGGCCCAGUACGAGGCUGAGCUGACCAGGGCCAAGUCCUCCAUGGCUGCUGAGGUCAAGGAGCUGACCGCUCUGCUUCAGGAGCAGGGAGACCAGAGGCUACGCCAAGCCCAGGACAGGUUCCAGGAGGAGAGGGGGGAGUUGGAGCAGCGUCUGGCCCAGCAGGGUGAGGUUUCUCUGGGGGAGCUGAGGGAGGAACACAUGGGCGCCAUGGAACUCCUGAGAACCACGCUACUGACCAACCACACGAAGGACAUGGACACGCUCCAAACCAAUCACAAAGCAGAACUGGACUCCUUGUUGGCCAAUCACAAGGCUGAGCUCAAAGCAAUGGCAACGGAGAUUACAACAAAACAGAAGGAGGAGCUUGUUGUCUUGGAAAUCAGCCUUGAAUCAAAACGCAAGGCAGAGCUCGAUCGCCUGGAGGCGGUCCUACAGGAAACCAAUCAGGCUCAGCUAGAGGCACAGGAGGCGGAGUUAGAACACCGGCAUCAGGAAGAGAGGGAAGAGCUGGAGAAGAGGAUGCUGGGUAAUAUGGACACCCUGGAGGCCACAUACCUGAGGGAGAUCCAGACUCUGCGCGAUCAGAAGUCUGUGCUUGAGACGGAACAUAAGCAGGAAGUGGAGCGUGAAAGGUCAAGGCUUAACCAGGAAGUGGAGCGUGAAAGGUUGGAGCAGCAGUCUGUCAGGGAGGAGCUUAGGAAGGAGCUGGCUCAGCUUCACAUGGAGAAGUUUAGCGCCAUGGCAACAGAGCUCAGCCACACCCACCAGAAUGAGUUGACAAUCCAGAAAGAGGCCUUAGAAGCUCAGUUGUCUGUCCAGAGAGAGGCCUUAGAGGCUGAACACCACACGGCUCUGGAGGCCCUCAGGAAAAAGGUCAUGGAGUUGGCACAACAGCACUGCACCGCCUUAGAGGAGCUCACACACACCUACACCUCAGAGACACAGCAACUCAACACACAGCACCAGCAGCAGCUUCAGGAGCUAAAGAGUGCAUCUGCGAGGGAGCUACAGGCGUGUCGCCGGGAGCUGGAGGAGGAGUCGUCAAGGCAACGGCUGCGCUUCCUGGAAGAGGUUGAGCUUCUGAAGGCCCAAGCAGAGGAGAGACUUCAGCAGAUGAUCAGCCAACUGAAGGCGGAGUUUGAGGAGCAGAAGGAGGCGGAGCUAGCAGAACAGAGGCGGAGCUUCAGUUCUGAGCACGAGCAGAAGGAACAGAGCUACACCGACAAGAUGAGCCAGCUCACUGCACAACUGCUACAGCUGGACACUGUGGUGUCACAGUUGCGAGUGGAGGUGGACAGUCUACAGGGGGAGUUGGAGGGGAAGAGAUCAGAGAUGGAGACCCUGGAUACACUCCUCCAACGGCGAGAACGAGAGAGUCAGGAGGGAGGCAACCUCCUCAACAUGCUCACUGAGGACCUACACACUGCCAAGGAGGAGAGGCGCUCUCUCCAGUCAGCCAAUGAGAAGCUGAGGAAGGUUCUGGUUGAGGUGGUUCUGAGCACCAUGGCAAUGGAGGAGCUGAUUGGCCGCCGUGUCGGCGAGUGUGUUGGGGUCAAAGGUCAUGAUCAGAGUGAGAGGCCAGGAAAGGAAACAACCAAUCAGGAGACGGGUGUCUCUGUAGCAGAUAUGUCGACAGGCGAUCUGGAUCUCUCUCAGCGUGUGUGUGAGAGCCUUCUUCUGGCAGAGUCACAAACACACUCUGGAGGAGAGGAAGCAGCCCUGGGAGCCUGCAGCCGACUACGCCACUCUGUGGACACACUCCUGGAGCUACUCACACACGCUAACACACAGUUGGAGGUGUCUUGUUCAGUCCAUCUGUCUCUGGAGGAGAGAUUUUCCCAGGGCCGUUCAGACUCCUCCCAGAUGCUGCUCCAACACCAGCUCGUAUUGGACCAGCUGGACCAGGAAGCGGGGCUAAAGAGCAAGCUCCAGCUGGAGCUCCACAAGGCCGAGGGUCUGUUGGAGGGCUAUGUGGCUGAGAAGGCAACUCUGGAAGAAUCUCUACAACAAAAGGAGGCUCAGGAAGAACGGCUUGUUGAGGAGCUAGAGGGCCUCCGGGCGCAGCUGCACCAGAAGGAAGGCCUCACCUCGGAGCUGGAGGACCUCAGGGUGCAGCUGCAGGAGCUCAGCGAGGAGCACAGUCUCCUCCUGCGCCAGAAGGUCCAUCUCACCGCCGGACUGGGAGAGAGAGAAAAGGGCCUUCUGGUUGAGGCAGAUCGUCUGGCCCAGGAGAGGCUGUGUGUGCAGCGGCAGGCGGAGAAAGACCGCAGCUCACUGUCGCUGCGCCUCAGGGCUCUGGAGACCGAGCUAGAGGAACAGGAAAGCCAGGGCCUCACGGCGGAGCAGCAGCACAGGGCUCAAUCAGAGGACCUCCAGCAGCGCGUCCAGGCCCUCGAGAAGCAGCUCAAACACAACAGGCAGUUUAUCGACGAGCAGGCAGUGGAGAGGGAGCAUGAGAGGGAUGAGUUCCAACAGGAGAUCAGAAGUCUGGAGGCUCAGCUCAGACAGCCAGCCAGACACUCUGCUGGGGCCAGCAAGGGCCAGAGGAUUGAGGACUUGGUUCUGCAGGUGGAGAGCCUUCAAGCCCUCAUCAGGGACAAGACCGAAGACCACUCCUCCCUGCUGGCAGCCAAUCAACAGGUCCAGCUCGAGGUUGCCGAGCGCAAUGAGGAGAUUGACAAGCUGGCUGGGCGAAUUAGGGAGCUGGAACAGGCAUUGCUAAGCAGCUCAGAGAGCAGCAGAGCUGUCAGUCAAUUGGAGCAGGAGAUACACAGAGCUCAGCAGAGAGAAGAGGAGCUCACACAGGAUAAGGAGUCGUUGCAGCAGCAGCAGUUGUCAAAUCGUCUCCAGAUUUCAGCGCUGCAGUCUAAACUGGACGAGACCCGUCACCGUUACAACAACAACGCUAGCACCCCCGACCCCAUCCAGCUUCUCCGAGACGCGUUGGACACAGCACAGCAAGACCUGCAGGACAAGGAGCAACAGGUGUGUGUGUUGGUUGGUCAAAUGGAGCAGACUCAGAGAGACCUGACCAUAAAAGAGGCGGAGUUAAAACACCUCACACUCCAGCUGGAGCUCCUGACCAAUCAGAACACGGCUACCGUCACCCAGCUACACGACCAAGUCGCUUCUCUCAAGGAGACAGUUUCAGCCCUUACCUUUCGCCUGGAGGAGAGAGAGAUUGAAGGGGAGGAGAGAGAGGAGGAGAGUCUCCCGUCUGCUCUGUUAGAGGAGAAGAAUGAAGAGAUAGAUCACCUGACCCAGGAGAUACACAAGCUGGAGCUGGAGCUGGAGACAGCCAGGGACAUCACGGCGUUCGAGACAGAACUUGAAGACCUGCGCUCCCAGGUGGAGCACCUCCGCUGUGACAUCAUCAGGGUGCGUCAGGACAAGCAGGAAGAGGAGGAGCGGCUUCACGAGGUCAUCAGCACGCUACAGGCGGAGCUAAACACCCUUGGCCCCGCCUACCACGAGGUCAGCGACCUAUCACAAGAGGGCGACAGUGUUAACCCUUCGCCUGCUCCCAGCCCGGAACCUGCCAACUACCCCCAGUACCCCCAAAAAGAGAGAGGAGCACCGAGAGGAGGAGAGGGCGACAGUCUUAAGCAGGAGAUGCGUCUCCUCCACGCCUCCUCUUCUCGUUCUCUCCGUUCUCGUGUGGAGGCCCUGCAGGGGCAGCUGGAGGUGACGGUGGGAGAGAAGGAGGCGAUGGAGAGACUGCUGCUCUCUCAGGAGGAAGAGUACAGAGGACAAGGGGAGGAGAUGGGGAGGAGGCUCAGGGACGAGAGGGAGAGAGGGGAAGAGGUAAAGAGACAACUCGAUCUAAAAGAAGCUGAGCUUGAAGAGGUUAGAGCCAGGAAAGAAGAGCUGGAGGAGGAGAGGGAUGCAGCUGUGGAGGAGAGUGCUCGCUGGCAAGCUCUUGCUCAGGAGACGAGCUCCCUGCGAGGGGAGAAAUCCCGGCUAGACUCCCUGGUCCUGGAGCUAAAAACAAGGGAUGAAGAGAGAGAGAAAGAGACGGAAGCCGUUCUACAGACCGUGGUGGCCCUCGAGACAGCGAAAGCAGAACUUUCGUCAGAACGCGAGGCGCUGCGGAAGAGGGAGUGCCGACUCCAGGAGGAAAUAGAACGCCUCCAGCAGGAAGUGACCUCUCAGAGGGCCCGUCUCCAGGAAGUCAGCCGUCAGCUGGAGGAGAGGCGAGCCGACCAGGAGGAGGCUCAGAAGGAAGUGCUGACGUGUGCUGAGGAGACUCUGGCGAAGGCUGACGCUGCCCUGAGACAGAGGGAGGAGGAGCUACGGCGACUAGGGGCGGAGCAUCAAGCCCUAGGGGCAGAGUUAGCAGCUGUGAAGGAGGGUCUUUGCUCCAGCACAGAGAGAGCUGAGAAACUACUGGAGGAGGGACAGACCAAAGACCGGGCCCUGGCUGACCUGGAAACCAAUAACCAGCAUCUGAAGGCGGAGCUCCGGGGCCUACAGGAAGACCUAGCCGUGCAGGAAGAGGAGCUGGCCUAUCAGCAACGAGAACUGCUGCAGCUCAGACAGACCUGCAACCCGCACAACAGACAGACACACUCACUGAAGGACGUCUCACCUCGAGGAUUCGAGGACGGUGUGUCUCGCAACGAGUCCCUGAGUUCCCCAGAGGUUCUCCGUCGACUGGACUGUUCUGAGGAGAGAACCAGAGAGGACCGGUUCCAGCACUCUGUUCUACACGGUUCUAGACUGUCUGACCUCAGUGCUUUAAACAGCACAGGCCUGGAGCUCCAGGCUAAAGCCUCCCCCAGGGGACGGCAAGACCAGCCCUGCCCAGGGACAAUCAGCCCAGAGCUGGGCACACACAGCACCCGCUCCCCUGGGUCCAUCUCUGCCUCGGACAACCUCUCCAUGUUGGACUCAAUGGACGCUGACAAGGUAAAUGAGCUGGAAGCCCUGGACCUGACGGCCCCUCCCUCAUCUCUUGGCUCCGCCUCCUCUCUGUCCGCCCCGGAGUGGGCCAGUGACGGAUAUGGCAGCAAUGUCAGUUCAGAGCUCGGUGUAAGACUCAAGGUAGAGUUGGAGCAGACCGAGAGGCUGGACGCUCAGUUCUUGGAGUACCUGCAUUGUCGAGGCAUGAACCCCGCAACCAACACACACACCGACAACACACACACCGACAGCGCCGCCGGGAGUAUGAGCUACAGCGACGAACUGUUGUCUCCUGAACUACAGGGUUUGUUGAAGAGAGUGUACCAGGAGAGCUGCAGGGUUCUCGCCCUCUCCCAGCGUAACGCCCCCUCCUCCUCUAACCACCUCUCAUUGGACCAGACGAUCUGUCAGUCAGACUCUAAAGCUCCUCCAAUGGGCUGGGAGCAGGAGAAGAGGGCGUUACAGGAAACUGUCAUCGCUCUGAGAGAACUGCUCUGUAGGAUGGCACAGAGGCCGGAGAACUCUGUGGAUGCUGGUUGGAGCAGAGGGCUGCAGGCUGCAGUAAGGGGUGUGCUUGACUGUGAGAGGGCGGGGCUUCGCUCUGAGCUGCAGGCCUUCCUCUCCUCCCGCCCUGAGAUAGACUCCACCCACCUCCUCCGUCAGCUGGAAACACUGCUACAGAGACAGGAGGAGCAGCAGCGUGUUGUGGUGGAGCGUCUGCUCUCUGCAGACAGACACGGUCUGCAGCUGCAGCUCUCCCAGGGGGAGGAGUCAUCUAAAGGGGAGGUGUUAUCCAGGCUGAGGGCGGAACUAGAGGAGAGCAGCGAACGACUUAACUCCUCCCACAGCACCCAGCAGGAACUACACAACGAGAUCCACAAACUCGGGCUGUGUAUAGAGGAGUGUGAGGAGGCUGUAAGGAGGGAGCAGACCAGAGUCCAGCAGCUACAGCAGGAGCUGGACCAGGAGAGAACUCACACACACCUCCGGGAGAAGGAGGAGGAGCAGCAGAGAUCAGAGGUCGUGACCCUGAGGGGUCAGCUGGACCAGGAGAGGACGACCUCCAGUAACCUCCGACAGGAACUCCAGAUAGAACUCUCCCGCGGCCACCUCCUCCAAUCACAGCUCGACACACGGCUAGCCGAUGCCCACAAGGAGCUCGAGGAGGAGUGCGCCCGUUCCGCCCGGCAACUUGACACUUUCCAGUCACAGGAAAAGAGUCGGCUGGAACACUUCCUGAAAGAGGCUGAGUCCCGCCUAGCCGACGCACACAUGAAGGAACUGGAGGAGGAACGCGAGCGCUCUGCCCGGCGUCUCGAUGACAUCACACGCAGACAGGAAGCGGAUGCGUCCCGAGACAGGAAGUUCAUCUCGGAGCUCCGCUCUCAGCUGGAGCAGGAGAGGAGGCAGGGGGAAGAGCUAGCCACCGUGACAGACGGGCUGAGGGCGGAACUUCUGCAGAACCGGAGGAGAGUAGAGGAGGAAGAGAGGAAGAGGAGUGAGGAGGCACAGAGAGAUCAGGAUGCUGCAGCCCGCCUCAGAGUUACUAUGGAGACACUCAAGGAGCAGAAGCAGGAGGCUAGUCGUGCAUUGGAGAUAGAGCGAGAGCGUUCUGGUCGCUUAGGGGCGGAGCUCAACGAGCUGAGGGAGAGGAUUCGAUUGGUCAAUGAGAAGGGGAGAGAGCAGGAGGAACAGAGGGAGAGGGAGAGGAGGAAGGAGAGACAGGAGCAGACAGAGAGAGAGAGGCGACACGAGAGGACAAGCAACAAACUGUGUGAAUUGGAGUUAUUGCGGCAGCAGGACCAGCAGAGGAUGAGAGAUCUCCAGCAGACUCUGGCUGAGCUGGAGAGGGAGGAGAGAGAGAUGGCUACAGAGAGACUGUCCAACCGACACCAGUACAACUCCAGCCCACUCCAACCCAAGAACAGCACCUCGUCUGGGCCAGACCAGACCAGCCCAGCCCUAUACAACCACCAGUCUUCCUCCUCUUCCUCAGCGCUGGUGGAGAGGUUGUUGAGGGAGAACUCUGACCUGUCGGCCCGUGUGAAGGAGCUGAGUCAGGAAAGGGUUAACCUGAAACACACCCUGUCCUGUCUGGAACGACAGCUACGACAGGCAGAGAUUGAAAACAGGCCCAGCACUGACCUCAGCAACAGCAAGUUCCAGCGACUGUAUGAGCGCUACCUGCGGGCUGAGAGCUUUAGGAAGUCUCUGGUCUACCAGAAGCGCUACCUCCUGCUGCUACUGGGGGGCUUCCAGGACUGUGAACAGGCAACCCUCUGUCUCAUCGCCCGGAUGGGGGCGCACCCCUCGCCCCCCCACGCCCACACACACUCUCCCCUCUCACGCUUCAGAGCUGCAGUACGAGCUGUCAUCGCCAUCUCACGGCUGAAGUUCCUGACCAGGAAGUGGCAGAGAGUCGUCAGGAGAGGAGUUACGACAACUGUCACUGUCAACGGACAUAGCACAGCUUCCAGAACUGAGGUUUUGAGGCAGCAGCAGCCACACAACUCCUCUCCACCCACUAGAGACAGCAGCCCUAACCAUAAGGGCGUGGCCUCACCUCUGGUUCCACCAAUGAAAUCACCCUUCAGGCUGCACAACCGAGUGUAUUCCAACCCGGUCCUGUCCUCUGAGCGUGCUCCGUCCAGUGUUCUGUCCCAGGAUGCAGAGCGGUCUCUGACAGACUACAUCCACCACCUGGAGAACGUACAGCAACGCCUGGGGGCUGCACGGCCAGACUCUCCAUCUCUUCUCUCCUACCACAAGAAGUCUGACCGCUGAAGGAAGGAAUGAAGCAAUGUAUGAAUGCCUCCUUUCAAUCCAACAUCCUUAUGAUCCAUGUUCAAAUAUACAAGGGAAUGUAUUUGUCUAUUAUCUGAUUUAGAACGUUAGAUUUUUUUAAAAGACAUAAAUUAUUUUUUUAAGAUUCGUUUUUUUCUACACAGAUAUUUCUACUGUCGACCUCCGAGUUAUAAGAAGAACUCCUAAGAAAGUAUUAGAUCGCUAUUUUUCUACCUGAGUUUUAUACAAGUUUGUAUCUCUGAUUCUGUAUAUAUGUUCGCGGUUGUUAAUAUUUGUUAGUUUCACAUGUGGAUAAAUGUGUAACGUUUCGCACUGGAAUUCCGAGCUAUAGAUCAAAGCUGGUGAACAUGUUUUGUCAAUUAUUUUAUUUUUUUUAUAGAUCACCAUUUCUACAAAAUCAAUAAAUAUUUGUAUUAUGUGAUUACCUGA